Molecule: messenger RNA, 817 nt
Organism: Paramecium tetraurelia
Lineage: Eukaryota; Ciliophora; Oligohymenophorea; Peniculida; Parameciidae
Exons: 4
Biological process (GO): translesion synthesis; regulation of DNA replication; mismatch repair
Cellular component (GO): PCNA complex
Molecular function (GO): DNA binding; DNA polymerase processivity factor activity
Source: RefSeq, a predicted model, not a curated record
AUGUUCGAAGCCAAGUUUGAAGACGGUGUCCUAUUUAAAAAAAUUGUGGAAGCAAUCAAAGAAUUGGUUAAAAAUGUAAAUCUUGAAGCCAAUGGAACAGGAAUCUCAUUAUAAGCUAUGGAUACAUCUCAUGUGGCUUUGGUGGCACUACAAUUGAACGAGAAAGGAUUUAAAAAAUACAGAUGUGAAAAAUCUCUUACUAUGGGUUUGAGCAUUGAGAAUUUAUAAAAAAUUUUGAAGUGCUCAGGAAAUGAUGAUUAGAUUACUCUUAGAACUCAAGAAGAAGAACCUACAACAUUAUCAUUCACUUUCGAAUCAAAAAAUCGCAUAAGUGAGUUCCAAUUGAAUUUGAUGUCUUUGGAUUAAGAACAAUUAGGUGUUCCAGACACUGAUUACUCUUCAGUUAUCAAAAUGCCAUCCAAUGAAUUCACUAAGAUUUGUAGAGAGUUGGGAAAUAUCAAUGAAGCAAUUGGUAUUGAGACAUCUAAGGAUGGAAUCAAAUUUUAUGUGAAAGGAGACAUUGGAGAGGGAUAGGUUUCAGUUAAAUCUAAUGAUGGCGAAAAGAAAGAGGAGAGAGUAGAAUGCGAUGUUGAUGAACCUGUGAACUUAAGCUUUGCUGUUAGAUAUUUCAAUUUGUUUAAUAAGGCAGCCGCAUUAUCACCUUAAGUUAUAUUGUCUAUGUCUCAAGAUUAACCUUUGGUUAUUGAAUAUUAAAUUGAACAAAUGGGAUCAUUAAAAUUGUAUUUAGCUCCAAAAAUAAAUGAUGAUGAAUAAUAAUGAAUAAUUGUUUUUUAAAACAUAUUUUAUAUAUUAUUUC